AUGUGGUGUCUAGUGAGCCAACCAAAUGCCGUCGUCAUAGAAGUCAAACUCGACCAUAAGGCAAAGGGUUUGGAAUGCUUGGAAAAAGUAAACGAGAAAAUAAUUUCCUCAUUAAUACCUACUUGCUUUAUAUAACCUGCUUUAUACUUAACUUUUUUUUUACCUACUAUUCAAUCACAACAAUGCUACUAUCAAAUAUAUUGUGUUGACAACUUUUAACUUUUUCUUCUUUUCAUAUUACUUAUUAUCCGAUUGGUCCUUCCAUUAUGCACAUUUUUUUAAAUAUUUGAUACCUAUUUUAUUGAAUUUGUUUGGUUUUAAGUUAAAACUUUUAACCCCUGUUCACAACAAGUGUUAGUUACAGAUUUUAGGUAUAAAGUAUAAAGUAUAAAUGUAUCUAAUACCUAUUGUAAGUUAGUAGGAACAAGUAUACAAAUUACCUACUGUUCUAAAUAUUUACAAAUUGUAUAAAUACUUAAUUGCUAUAAUUUCAAGAAAAAUAUUUAAAUAAUACUUAGGUAUUGCUUAGUAGCAAUAUUUUCAUUAUCUAUAAUAUACUAGUUAUCAAAUUUUUUUCAAGUUUUUAUGUAUAAUUUUUUGCAAUUUUAUACAUUAUACUUUGGUAUGUCCAUAAUUAUUAUUUUAUUUUUAAAGUACAUAUUACCUACAUUAACCCCUAAGCUCUAAUAUUACUGAUCUAUUUGGUAUCUAUUAUUUACCUAUUAUUAUUUUUGUAAUUUGUGCAUAAUUUAAAAAAUAGAAAAACCUUAACAAAUACAAAUAAGCUUAGGUAAAUAUUUAUCUACUAAGUACUUAUACAAAUUCAAAUUUAUGACAAUGACAUAGUUAUUAACAAUUAACAGUUAAAGUAAUAACAUUAUAGUAAUUACUUUAAUUAUUAUUAUUACAGUUUAUUUACUAUUUUUUUAAUAUUUAUGAAUUGCCCAUUUUUUUUAUAAAUACUUAGCUACCUAUUAAAUUCUGAGAAUUAGCACAAUGUCACUGUUCAACCUAAUGAAAACCUAACCUAAUUUGUGUUUUUACUAAUACUUUAUGUAAAACAAAUUAAAAUUUUCAUAUUGUUAAUUAGGUAAUUAAAUAAAUAAAUAAUUAAUUUAAAUUAAUGUUUAAUUGAUUCAGAUGUAAUUGUUAUACAAUUAAAAGUAAGUUUAGUGAGUAAUUUUUGGGGUAAAUGUGUUAUCUAAUUAAGCAGGUCUCUUUAUUUUAAAAUUACAAUAAUGAUUAUGUUUUAUAGGUAUGUGAAUGUUUGGGCAUCAACAAAGAAUGUGAUUAUUUUGGAUUGCAGUACAAAACAGUCAAAGGGCAAGAUGUAUGGUUGAAUCUAAGAAAUGUGAUUGAACAUCAAGUUGCUGGAGUACACCCAUAUCGUUUUGCACUCAGAGUUAAAUUCUGGGUACCCCCUCAUUUAUUGCUACAAGAAUCUACCCGGUAAGAGUUUAAGUUCAAUACCUAAUAUUAUUCAUAUUAGGAUAUAAAUUAAUAUUUAGUUUAAAUGUGUGGAUUUAAAUUUUUUUAUUUCAUAUUAACAUAGAUAAAUAAUGGGGUACAUAAUAUGUAGGUAUGUACAAAUAUUUUUUUACAAUUAGAAAAUAUAAUAUAUUAUAUGUCAGUUUGUGUUUAUAUUGAUUAUACUUUUUGAUUCUAAAUUAUAGAAUGCCAACAGGUUAUCUAUUGCCUUGUCUAUUGCUGAAUACCCCUAGUAUCAUUUUAUCUCUCACAUUAUUUCUGUUUAAACAUCAUUUAAAUAAAUAAGUUAUAAUUUAUUAUCAACCACAUAAUAUGAAGAAUAAGAAUAACUAGAAUAAAAUGAUUAUGGUACUCGUUCAAUAUGGUGUCUACAAUGAAUAUAUUAUUAUCUCCUAUAAUUUUAUGUUGAUUUAUAUCAUUUAAUAUGCUUUCUACAAAUAAUAAUUGUCAUACAUAUAUAAUGCGUUAUUUCUAAUGUCAUUUUUUUCUGAAUCUCGUUGCCUACUAUUUUUAAGAACUUCAUUCAGUUCCCCACACCACAAAUUAUUUGGUUUUUAAUUUUAGUAAAUAUUGUAAAUAUAGUAAAUAGUAGAUGUUUGUUCAUCAAGUAAUAAAUCAAGUUUUUUUUUUUUAAAAAAAAAAACAUUUCUUCAUUUUGAAUGGUAUGUUAACACAAAUAACUCAUAGUCAAGCUUAUAGUUGAUUCAUUUUUGGUGUAAAAAGCUUAAUUCUUAGUUUAAAAAUGAUUAAAUAUGUAUAGAUAUAAUCAUAUUUGAUAGAAGCCUUAUUUUAAUUCCAAAAUUAUAAAGUUUAUACAGUAGAUAGCAUACUAAAUCAUGAUAUGUGUGAUAGAUAGUAUAUUGAACGAGUACCAUAGUUUCUAAUUUUAUCUAUUGAAUUUCUACACAUAUAGUCACAUUUCACAUUAUCUACUUUUACUGUCUUCUACUGUUUCUUAUAGAUAGGUAAUAACUGAAAAAUGUUAAUAAUGAAUAAUCACAUAUAACAAUGAGUCUCAUAUUCAUAUUCCAAAAAGUAUUUAAUUUACAUUAAAAACUGUUAAAUUAUUAGACUACCAAUAUAAAAAUUACCUACUUUUUGCAAGUAAUCUAAUCUUUAAUAAUUAUUUUCCAAUAAAAUAGAUUAGUAAUUAUAUUUUUCUUAUACUUAUGAUCCAAAAUUAUUACCUAAUCUGUUUAGAGUAAUACUUUUCAUUACACACUAAUAAUAAAUACACAGACAAAAGGAUAAAGGUCAAAUUGAUUAUAAAAAAUCAUGUAUGAUAACCCAUACAGAAAGAAUUGUGUUCCCAGAAAAUUUAUAAUUUGUUUGCCAUCUAUCCAACUAUCCAAGGUAAAUGUGAUAAAUGAAAUCAUAUUAUAUGAUAAUUAUCAUAUAUUAAUUGGAACAGGUAGUGAUAUAUAUCAGUACAUCACUUAUAUAAUAAUAUACAUUUUAGAUACAUAGGUAUUUUGAUAUUCAUUAGGAACCUAGUUCAGUGCACAGUUUUUAGAAGAUUGAACAAAUACAAAAAUUGCAUAUUUAUUUUGGAUGAUCUUUGAACUACUUAUGUAAGAUAGAAUUACCAAUAUGUUUCUUGUCUAUGUAAAGUUAAUCAUACAAUUUAUUUUUAACAUUUUAUUUUAUAAUUAUUAUGAUUUUUAACACUACAUAUUUUUAUUUAAUGAGAACAAACCAUUUUUGAGAGCCAAAAAAGUUACUUUUACCUUUUAUAAAUUAAUAAAUUAUAUAUAUUUUUUAAUUUUAAAAUUUGUUCUUCUAUAUAAAAUACAAACUUAGUAAAAUAAGUGUUGGUGUACUACUUGUCUAGAUUAGAAUCAAGAGUUUAUUAUAUUAAUCAUUUGGCCUUUCAUUUGAUGAAGAAGAAGGUACAGGGAGCUGGAGUAAUUCAUCUUUUGCAUUAUACCUCCUUUUAGUUCUUUUAUUUGAAUAAAUUACCAAAUUCAGGAAUAUAACAUUUGUAAAUAAUAGUUUUGGAUAAUUUCAGUGAUUAUGAACCAUCUCAAAAACAUAUUUUAAAUGAUAAAAUCUAGGUUUUAAUUUUUUUUUUUUUUAGAUUGUUAUUUUCGUUUUGUAGACUUCGUUUUUUUAUAAAUUAAUUUUGGAAUGAAGUUUAUUUAAUAGUAUUAAUAUUAUAUCAUAUUAUUUUAUUAAAACUUAUAACACUUUAUUAAAAUAAAUUAUUUAGUUGUGCACGUGUUCAGUUAAAUUUGACCUUAAAGAUAAUACAUUUUAAACAUAAAACUACCUCAGGCUCCACUGUACAUACCUAAAUUGAGUUUACACCCAAUAAUAGUAAACAUUCUCUUUUGUAUUUUAUUUAAAACCAACGAUGCUUGUGAAAAUACUUGUCAAUCUAAUAAACUGUUGUACUGCACAAAUUAGAUUUCUUUCAUAUUUUAAUACUUUUUAUGUUUUUAUUUUUUUUUGGUAUUGUAAGUAUAUAAAUGGUUUGUUCCUGAAAUAUUUAAGUAUAUGAUUCUCAGUGAAGAUUGGUUAAAUAUAUUUUAAAUACAUUAUUAUUUUUAUGAUUUUUGUCAAAAUUUGGAUAAACACUUAUAUAAAAAAAAAAAAUACUACUACAUUACACUCAAUUUUAUUUUUAAUCAUUUUUUACAAUUUAUGGUGAACCUUGUGUUAAAUUUUCAAGCAUUUUUGUUUUGUGUAAAUAAUAUUUUUAUUCACUUAAAACCAUAUAUUUAAACUAAUAUAUUCCUCGAUGUGCUUAGAAACUAAAAAAAAUAUAUGCUUAAUGUUCUAUUGGUUCUUGGUUAGUUUUAGAUUCAAGCUCUUAGUUUAUUUUUAAUAUGUAAUUUUUAGAUAAAAAUAUCUCAAUAGUAGUAUAUAUUUUUAGAGGAAAUAUAAAACACGGAAAUUGUUCAAGUACAAUAAUUUUCAUUUAAAUUUAAAAAAAUUAUUCAAUUGCAAGCAUUUGUAAGGCCUUCAAAUGUAAUACAGGUUCAUUAAUGUGUUAAUAUCACUUUAUUUUAAAACUCAGUUAAAUUAUUUAAAUUGUAGAAAUUAAUUAUAAUUACAUGCAUAAUAUUUUAGUAAUUGUAUUGUCCACAUUAGAAUACAAAUUGUAAAUUAAACAAAAAUAAACAUAAAAUUAAACAUCUUAGUUUAACAAGUUUGUUAAUAUCUAUCUUAAAACUGCAUGUUAUCAAAACCUAAAAAAUAAAAUUUAGAAAAAUAUUUAAUUUCAUUUUUGUAAUAAGUGCGUAGGUAAAACAUAUAAAUUGUAACUCUAAAGUUAUAAUUUGUUUUUCUUAAAUAAAUCUUUUAAGUAAAUGUUGAUAAUAUAUGAAUAUUUACUAAGAUAUACUAUCAAUAUAUAAAAUAAUGUACCUUAUGUGAAUAAGAAAAUAUAUUCGACUUUCUAUGGCUUAGUUAUUUUGUGAAACAAAAAUGUACUCACAAUUAUUCAUUAAGAUAAAAAACUUUUAAAACGUUAAAUACACCUAGUUAAAUUUAAAUGUAUGGGUUUUUAUUUUGAACAUAGGUAACCUAAAGGGUUCCUAGUGUUUAUAACCAUAAAAAAAAAUGUUUAUUUACUAAAAUAUUAACAAAUAUAACUGAACUGUAUACGAAAAUUGACUCUUACAUAUUAUGUCAACUAUUGUAAAUGAAGUGUGACUAAAUCUAAUAGUUUGUAACUGUAAAACAUUGUUACUUUGUCUAUUAUUGUUUAAUGGUUAACAAGUAAACAGUUAAACUCAAUCGAACAGUGGGCCCAUUUAGAAACAACAAUAAUAAAGGGAAAGUGCCUCAUAAAAAAAAAAAAAAAAAUUGUCCAAUGUCUGAUACAAGCAUAUACAUAUAGUAUCCAAGUAAUAAUAAUUCUAUCCUAUCAUUAAUUUAUACAAUGAUUUUAAAUAAACUCAAGGUCAUCAAAAUAAGAUUUUAUUUGUACAGAUUUAAAGAUGCUUUUUUUUUUAUCAAUGUCCUUGUUAUUAUCCUACCUUAUCCCCAAUAUUAAUAUUUUUAACAAUAAUAAAUUGUUUUUUAAAUUUCGUAAUUUGAGUUCAAUGCUACUUACAAGAUUUUCUUAGUUAAAUUUGACAAUCGUGCAAUGCGGUUAAUGACCUUGUCAUUAACCCAUUGAUUUUCCUAAUGAUUAUCGAUCUUUUUUCUGGUUUCUAUUCUGAGUCGCACAUUAUCCAAGCGUAAUUGAACAAUUUAGUUUGAUAUCGAUUUCAAUACCACAUUAUCUUAUAUUGUGAUCUCGAUUAUGAGUUUAUAAUGCGUUCGUUGUUGUUUUUACUUCGACUACGGAUUUGGCUUUGCACUUAAUAUAAUAUGUAUCUACUACCUAUCUGUAAAUGAUCCUUAACAGUAAUAAAUAUUUUUCUUAUCAAAAAUAAUUAGCAAUUCAUAAACCUUUGUAAAAAGUAUAAUAUGUAUUGUAUUGUGUUUUAUUUGAAAGAAAAGUAUAUUAGUUUUAUUAGUAUACAUAAAAUGUAAACUAGUAUUUUUAUAGCGCUAAAAAAAUACCUAUUUAGAUUUUAUACAAUUAUACGAGCCAUAGUUAUUAGUCAUUAAACUAUAAAAGUCAAAUCCCGCCGUCUGUCUGUUUAAUAUUGAAUUUUAUCAUAAACUUAUUAUAAUACCGCCUAAUGUUCAACAAAACCAUGUUUUCAUUCUGGGUGUGUAAUAAUAUUCUGAUGGAUUUCAUGGACAAAACGUUCUUAUGAAAUCGUAUUAGCUGUCAUCGCCAUAUGCUGUUUUUAUUGUUAGUUUUAUCAAUUUCUAUUAAAGUAUUAUUUAUAUGAAACAUAUCUGUAUUAUUUUAUAAAAUCUGAUUUAAAUUCCACUCGCAGAGUUAUUUUUGUAGCCCGUAAAUCUUUAUUGAAAAGCUAAAAUGAUUUCAUUAUUAUAAAAUGUAACAGUGCAGGCCGGUUCCAUAUUAUAAUAUGAUCUUUAGACGAGUCGUGUAGAUGUAUUAUAAGGCCGUGGAAAAAGCUGCUAGACAUUUUUACGGGAGAUAUGAGAAUAUGCGGAGAUGACGAAGAAACGGAGGACAAGAAGUAGCUUUGCGUGGGAUAAAUACCAAGAAGACGAUUAUGUGUAAUUGCCUAUUAUUUCACAAAAUAUAUGCAAUAAUUUACGGAUAGCGGUGUUAAUAUUAGAAUCUAGAUAUUAGAAUUUUGUUACUAAAAUACAUUUUAAAAUUAAUUGUUUUUGUCCAUAAUAAUGAAACACACAAAUUUUCAAGGGAUAGACAUAUGGAAAAAAGUUGAGAAGAUAGCCUAGGAUACAAAAAGAUUUAGAGUUUAUAUUAUCUGUAUGUAACGAUACAUCAUUGCUAACAAAAUGUGACUUUAACUGUAAUGAAGUUUGAUUAUUUAAACCUUUUACGAAUUUUCUCAAAAUUUGAACUUAAAACACUUAUACAAAUAACCUGCUACAUAACAUUUAUUUUUAACCACUGUUAUACAUUAUGUACAAUUAUCUAUAAAUUUUGCUCAGUAAAACAAUUUAAUCCAUAUAAAUCAAAAAAAAGUGUCAAAUGCCUAUAAAUAGUUCAAAAAUCGUCAACGUUUUUUUAAAAAUUCUAGAAGAAAAAACGUAGAUAGAGACGUCUAAAUAAAAGCCUUAUAUAUAUAUAUGUAUAUACAUUUAAAAAUAAUAUAUUCCUCGUUGUGUUCAGAAUCUAAAAUUAUAUUUUACGUCAUUAUAAUAAUAAUUUAAUUUUUAACACAUUUAAAGCUUAUGACAAGCUUAAGAUAAGCUUAUGUUAUAAGAUUAAAAUGUCGUUUCAUCAUAAUUAUGUUACGCUCUGAUGUGCACUGUGGAGUGGCCAGUGAUCAACUUUAAAAUUUGGUACAUUUCUGUAUGUUUAAUUAUAGAGUAGGUAGGUAUGUAUUGUUUUCUAAGAAUAGGUGUAUUACUUAUUAUUAACUUUAUGAAUUACAUCUACCUAAUUAUUAUUUUAAAGUUUACAUGAAAUUGUGAAAAAAUACAUUUUCGAGUUAUGUAUAAAAAUAGAUAAUUUUUUUUAGUGAAUGAAAUACUAACAAUUAGGUAAUUUUUUUCGCCGUUUAUACGAUCAUUUCCAAAUAUAAUAUUUUCUCAUAUAUAUAAAUAAAUUUAAUUAGAGACUUAUUAUAAUAGUACAUAAUGUAUAAUUAAAUAAAAAUGCUGAUAUUGAGGAUAUAAGUGCCAUUGUAGGUGAAAAGUUGGUAUAGUAAGAUACAUACAAUUAUUUAAUUAAUAUGUGUACACUAACAAAAAACGAUUCUGAGUGAAGUUCUGCUAUACAUAUUUGGGAAUCUUAAAUCGAUUUAUGAAAAAAUUGGGUUUUUCCUAAUUUGCCUAAUUAUAAAGCAAACUCAUAUAAAAAAACUGAUUUUUUUUAUUCGCCAUGAGACCAAAUUUUCUUUUCGAAAAGAUGUUAGUUUUAAAAUUUGGUGUAAGUUUUUAGCUAAAAAAAAAAAAAUGGGAAAAAAUUUAAAAUUGUAAAGAUCGUUAACGCCAUAAAGUUAUUAGUUUUUAUUUGACGUUAUUUCCGAUUUUUUCAGUUAUUAUGAAAACCGCUUGGAAAAUCCAAAAGUUCCCUGUUUACCAGUCAACUAGAUCAAAAAUGAAACAAUAAAGGUCUCUUGUCAUUUUUUUGAUUGGAUCAAGAUUUAUGAUAUAAAAGUAGUUUACCGACAGAAAAAAAAUAAAUGAAAAAAAAAAAAACAUGUCAGUAAAACCAAUACAUUCCUGGCUAUAUUUAGAAUCUAAAAUAUAUACAUAUAAAUAUAUUUUAUAUUUUAUAUUUAUAAUGUUGCCUAUAUUUUAUUUAUUUUUUUCUACGUUUUAAUAAUUACGUAAUAAAAUAAUAUAUUUUUCUAAGGGGGUAUAUAAAAAAAAAUUAACCAGACCGUAAUAUGGUUGUUAUUUAUUAAGUUUCCAGUUGAACAACCUGUACUUAUAAAAAGCACACACACAAUAGAUAUAAAAAUUAUAAUGUAUACUCGUCAUAAUUUAAAAAAAAAAAAUCCCAUUAGCAGCCGUAUCUUUGUACAAUUUUAUAUAUGUCCGUAUCGCUGUUAUUGUCUAAUAAUGUCUAUUAAUGUUUCUUUUUUACACAAUGGUUUAAUAUUGGAAACGAGUCUUUUGGAUAAUAUAAUAUCAGUAUUAUAUUUAUUUCUACAGCAGAUAAAAGCUUGUUGAGUAGUGCAUUAAUUUUCAACAAUCCUUCAAAGACGACAGUCUAACCAGUGUAAUAUAAUAUACCUUACAUAUACAGGACGGUUAUUUUUAUCACGAACCAGCGAUUAUAAAUAUCUACGAAUAUUACGAGUAUAUUAAUUAAUUUCGGUUUUUUUUACCAGGACAUAUUAUAUUGUGUAGAAUCGUUUACUCAUAAUUCGUAAUUCCAUCAUUCGUACAAAAUUGACAGCAGCUGUUACGUGCCAAAACCUCGUAACUUAAAAAUUGAUUUUACAAUAAACGUUAGUGAACUUGGGUACAUACUGUUUAAAUAAUAAAAUUAAGUGGAUUGUAUAAUAAUUAACACGGUGGUUUAAGUUAAAUCGUAAUUUCAAAAAGGACAAAAUCUCCUAUAUAUACAUUAUAUUGAUCAUAUCGAAAUUGUGAAACGUUUAUUUGUAACUCUCCCGAAUAAUGUGUUAAAAUAGAAUUACGAGGUUUUAUACAUAAUAGCACUGAUUAUAAAUACGAAUUGUAUUACAAUAUAAUAAAAUCAAUGGUACCAAAUAGCUACCUAUCGAUAUUGUUUUAAAAUCAAAUUACUCAACAUUUUCGUUAAGACUACCGGUUAUUUAAAAAAAUCACCCGUAAAAAACAUUAUAUUUUUUUGUAUUCACAUUGGCCUUUCCGGAUUAUACCUAUCUGUUCACGUGUGCUGGCGAUGCUUUAAAUUCAUUUCACGAAAGUAUUUCAGUUAUAGAAAUCCGAACAAUGUUUAGUGCAACUUUUUGCAAUUUUUGGUACAUUUUUAACGAUGACAUAAUUUCAAUACCGUCCGUUGAUGUUUCGUAUUUUUAAUACCUACUAUUUUUACUAUUGUAUAUUCAAUUUAUUUCUCGUAUUUUUGUUAAUGCGUUAUUAAACGCAAAUUUCAAUAAUUCAAUUCGAAUUAUGCCGUUUUUAGUAAAAUAAACAUCCAAUUUCAUAUAUAAGAUAGGGCUGAUAAUUAGAAAAAAAGUAACACGCCAAGUUCUUUAAACGCAAAUGGUUGCGACGUUUAACGUUCCUAGUCUUAUCGAAUUGUAAAACAUUGGCACUGUAACACGAUUGUAUACAACCCGGGUAAAAUAUUUUAAAAGAAAGGAAUUUUGUAACAAGUUCGUGUGAAAUAUUAUAUACAAAAUAAUAAAUCGUUAAAAUCGAUCAUUUUGCUACAAAAAUACAUAAGCUUUUUUAUACUAUUAUUAUUGCUUUAAAGCGCGAGGCAAUGCUCUUCAAUCAAAACAUCAAUUUACCACCAUUUCGACUUCGGCGGCACAAAAAAGUUAUUGUUUGUAUGUCACCGCCGUAUCCGUAGGUACCAUAAUAAUAACCAUUCAAAACAAUAAUAAUUGCACCGAACAAAAGUCCCCCGGGUGACGUGCGGUCCGCGGUCGUAUAAAACAAGGGGCAGCGUCCUCCGCCCCUCGCUCGCCGCGCGGUGUCCCGUCCGGUUUCUUUAUUGAACCCGCUAAUGAACCGUAUUCCUUCACAGCACGUGACUAAUUAUUCGUUUGUCGCGUCAUCGGCACGUUGCAAUGUUCGCUAACUGUAGUAGUUUUUAAUGUUUUUAUUAUUAACGGCCGCGUCGCGUCUAAAGUCCCUCCGAAAAUGUACAUCGUCGUCGGUGUACCUAUAUUAUUAUUGUCUAAACACCUUAUAAUAUUUACGUAGUUUAGGCGGCCUAUGUAUACUCUCAUGAUUCCCGGCCAUCGUUAAAUCGAAGGAAAUCGUUAGAAUAUUGUAAAUAUAAUUUCAUGUCUCACAUAAUACUAUUAUCUCCAGUUAAAUAUUGAAACAAUCGCCCUUUGAUUUCUUAAUUAAUAAUAUUAUAGUAUUUACGUAUGUAUAAUAAUAAUAAGUAUAUUAUUAUAUUGAAACGGUAUACGUCUUUAUCGUAUACAAUUUUUUGUUGUUUUUGUUUUUUUUUUUUUAAAUUUAUUAUAAUAAAUUGACCGUAUAAUACCUUAAGGCUUAUAUUGUAUUAUUUACAAUAACUCGAUAGUUUUAAAAUUUUUUUCCGAUAAAAUAAAUGUUUCGGGGAGGGGAGGGUUUAAGUUGAAUAUUUUGUAAACUUUUAUUAUGCGAAACGAUUAUGAAAAUGGACUGCACAAUAAGAAAACUCGUUGGUUUAUUAUAAUAUUUUCAAAAUAUUGCAUUUCGAUUCUAUUUAAAAAAUGUUAUUUUUCGUAAUUUCGAGUUUGGUUUUAAGUUUUUCGGCCCGUCAAAUACACAGCCCUAGUAUAAUCGAUAUUUUGCAAUUUCUAAGUGAAUUGGUACAAUAUUAUGAAUUCAGUCGUGCAGGAAUGAGAAUCUAUUACACAACAAUCAAUUAGGUAUAGAUUUCUGUUCUAUUUUAGAAACUAUGUUCAAGGUCUUCAUAUAUUAUAUAUUAUUUUAUUAUUAUCAAUUAUCGUUUACUCGCAUUACGUAGUUCUAUUUUGUUUAUCAAUACAAUAUAUUGACAAUACUAUACGAAACAUUAGUUUUUUCUUCAAAAAUACCGCAUAAUAUUUUAUAAUCUAUACGUGUUAUAUUAUUUUAAUAUCAUCGGACUUUGUAAUAAUAUUAUUAUUACUUAUAAUAAUAUUAUAAUAUCUACUUGUCUCGGGUUCAUUGUUUAUAUGAGUUAUACGAGCAUUUUAUGGUUUUUUUUAUUUAUUUAUUUUUUUCGCGUCAGCGGUGUGAAUGAUUUUUAAAGAAGUGUGUGGUGUGCGUGUUAUCGAACGGCCGCCGCAAAGCGAAACGAGUAACACAAUACUAAAUAAUAUUUUAAUGUCGUCCUAUAAUAAUAAUAAUAAUAAUACAAUAAUAAUUACUAUUUUAUCCUCUCCGGAUGAAUCAACGCGGUAAAUGAAAAUAAUUACUAUGUUGUGUGGUGCACGUGAGACGCCGCAUGAAAUCCAGCAGUGUGCGAACGUCGUACAACGUAUUAUUACACAUUUUACCUCGGUGUUGACAUCGUCGUCAUCGCGAUCGUUGAAACCUUCAGCGUUCUAGGCGGGUAUACCUACUUACCUACUACCUAUAAUACAUCGCCCGUUCUAUUGGAUAAUUAUUAUUUUUUUUUUUUAUUCCUAUUUUAUUUUCCUGUUAAAACGACUCGUAUUUUUACUAUCUACGGUAUACACCACAGUGGUUUUCAAUAUUUUUGGGUACACGGCUCUUCUGGUUUUGAAAAUCACCAAACUACCGUGUUCUCUGACGAAUAAUGAUAACAAUAAAAAUUGAAUCAAACAAAUUUUCUGUAUUGUCGUAUAUACUAUAUUUAUUAGUUAUUACUAUAAUAUACGCGGUUCCUUUGACAACAAACCGCGACGCACAGGUUGAAAACCACUGGUAUAGUUUAGAGAGAGAGAAAAAACAUUCAAACGUUACUGGACCAUUCUGUUGUUAGUCGUUCAGUUUGCGCGCAGAUUUUGUAAACCGUUUUUGAUAUUAAUAACGAUGUCGUUUAUUGAAGUGUACAAUAUACUAUGUAUAACUCAUAACUCGCGAGCUUAUGACUUUUACCUUUACGUAUUAUUAUUUCGCCAUCCGUUAUUCGUAACGAUAUUUAUAUUGACAGUAUAUUUUUUUUUCGAUAAUAAAGGGCACGGCAUAACUCGUUACUAUACAAAUUAUCGAUCUCGAGACGGAGCUGUUGGUCGAUCGUGUAUACACACAAUAUAGUAUUAAUUAUUAUUAUUCAUCAGUCGACUCAGAAAUAGUCAAAUGAGGGGAGGGGGAAAUGAGAGGGAUAUUAUCCUCCGCUAUCACCUCAUUUUUAUCAAAUGCCUAUAAUAAUAAUAUAAUAUUAUACUAUAUUUCUCUAUAGGCAGUUAUAAAUACCACCGAGUCGACUCGAUAGUAAUAAAUUAUUACUAAUAUUAUUAUUAUUGUAAUCUCGUAUACUCUCUGGACAAAUUAUUACUAUCGCAUAACAAUACGCGUAAUAUAAGUAAAAAAGGGACAGAACAGAAAAGAAAUACGGUCAGUGGCGUAAUUGCGGGUGAGGUUGGUCGAUCAAUAUUAUUAAUUAUGAUAUUAUACCGUAAAAAUACUCGACUCGCGAUGCGAAAAAUGUUUAUGAAUAAUAACGAUACAAAUAUCGGUGGUAUAAUUUUUUUUUAUUUUCAAAAUUGUUUAAAAUGUGACCCAACCGUCAUAAUAUUAUUUACAUAGAUACGUGUAUAAUAGAAACGUAAGUUCUUCAACAGCGUUUAUUAAUUACGAUUUUUAUUCACUAACGAUAAAAUAUAGAGUCAAUAGUGCAAACCAGUAACGUUUUUUGUUGUUGUUUUUGUCUACACAUUAAUACUAGUAAUGGUUUCUAUUAACCCGUUGCGUUUUAUAUUAUAGUUUUUUUUUUUUUUUUUUUUUUUUAGAUCUUUCUGGAUAUAUUGGCUUAUGAUAUUUGAACGAAUUAUUAUACUACGGAAUUAUUCUUUUUACGUACACACGAGUAGAUGACGUCACUGAUCAUUUGCAUAUACCCUUCAUAGGAGGGGAUGCAGUAAUAAUCAUGAUUGAUGAAUAAAUCAUAUAUCAUAUUAUUUUUUUUAAGUACCUAACCCAGCCAUGCUCAACCUUUUUUUUUUUUUUCUUGGAUCAUGUAUAAUAUAUUUUCAUUGCGAUACGCGGACCAUAACAUGGUGCCUAAUUAAAAGACCACUAGGGAAGCAUGAUAAUUUAGAAUUGUAUCUAACGAAAAAUGGAAAAUUGUGAUUUAGCUUUUUUACAGUGAACAUGUAAAACCCGGAUAAAUUUUUUUUCAUUGGAACUUUGCGCUAAAAUUUCAAAAUAAAUAUUCACAGUCGUUGCAUUUGUAAGCCAAUGAAAAGGGAAUGCUUCUGUUUAUUACGUUAUUUCAAGUAAAUUAUUACGAUUAUAAAAUUACGUUUCUACAUUAUAAUCUAUGUACAUUUUGAUCAGUUAUUUUCGUAUUGCCUGUAUUUUAUUAUAUUUUUUAAUGGUUAAUGGCCGUAUGUUGCGUUUCGAAUUAUGCACGUCAUCGUUGAAUUAAUGCAAUGUGCAUUAAUUAUUAUUUUAUGAAUUUAUAGUAUUAUAUAGUAUUUUGACUCUUUAUUUACGUAUUUAAUGUAUACAGUUAGUAAAUAAGCAUAUCAAAACAUUAUAUUAUUAUUAUUUCACAACUUUUUUUUUUAUAUAAGUACAUAUUAUUACCAAUAUACGCAUAUGUCCUACAUAUUUUUUAGGUAUAAUUUUUCGAUAAGUUUUAUAACAAUUUAAUUGAAUAUGAUAAAUAGUGAUAUUAUAAUAUACUAAAGAAUACAGCCCACUUGAAUGGAAUGUGUCCAAGUAAAAAAGGUCUUGAUACACGUCUAUACGGUGUGUUAUUAUUAUAUUUUUUUUCUGGCAACAAUUCAACACUAAAAUUAUUCAGCGAAUUACGAAAAUAAAAUUUUUGACCGUCGCUUUAUCAUCUGGGUAUAUUCUCUAGUCACGUGCUAUACAAUAUUGUUUGAGAUUUCUAUACUGGGUCGAAUUGAUCUAAAAAUUGUAUAUUUACCUACAUAUACUAUGACAAAGAAAAAGUAUGUGCGAUUUUUAUUAUUAUUUUUUUUUUUUGUAAAUAUUACAAAGACUAGCGCGUGCGGGAACCAAAUGACCGGAAAAUCGAUAAUAUAAUUGUAUUUAAAAUAAAAUAUCCAUUACCUAGGUUUCUUUUUUUUAAAUCAAGAAACUUUAGAAAACGGUUUUAAAACGGUACUUUUAUAUACGAUAUCGUACUAAUUAAAAUUAUUAAUCAUGUUUCUAUAAUAUAUAUCCGUGUACCAGGUGUUAGACUAAAUAACAAUAUUUUUUUUUUCAUGGUCAAACUCGUGAGUUAAGGUUGAAUUCGAAUUCGAAUGCGUGCGCACUUGUAUAGUCUGAAGAAAACCGUUCAAUUUUACCUAAAUUUUUGACUAAGUAUAUGUAAACCUCAUCAAAGAUUAUAUUAUUUUAUGGUAUAUGAUAAAAUAAUUAUUUAUCCGUAAAAUAUGUAUAUCAUUAUCAUUAUAGUACAUAUUCUUAUUGUAAAAUUAGUUUACAGAUUGUAUGUUUAAAAAUAAAAAAAUAAAGAUAUUUACCUAAACAAUUAAUAAUAUAAUAAAAUAUAUAUGCGCAUAUAGUGUAUAAUAUAUCUAUUUUUUACGCAUAUAUAUAUAUAAACGAAUAUAUGUCUGUUUGUCCUUACUACACCAUUAUUACACCAUUCAUCCGACCGCCAUUAAAUUUUAGGAAGUUGCCCCACGUUUUGUCCCAAGGUUUAUAGCUAUUGAAAUCCAUCCCCUAUUGAAUAUCAUACCCUAUAAAAUUUGGUGGUAUUAGAUUCUGAGUGGAGCGAGGAAUGUAUUGGUUUUACAAUGAUGUUUAUUUUUUAAUUUUUUAAUGUGCACAUUUUUUCUACCAGAAAGUAUACUCCGAUUAUCAAGUGUAGCACCUAUUUUGAAAUGAAAUGUUUUCUGGAUGGUACUUUAGAAAGGUUGUUUUCACAUUAAUAUUCGAGAUAAUGAGGAAAACAUGGUGCUUUAGGUUAGAAAAUAUUGAACGAUUAAAACUAAGGUUAAAACCAAUGACAAUUGGUAACCGUUUUUAUUUAUUUAUUGUUAUUAUUACGUUUUUAUUAUUUUAAAAUAAUCUUUUUUAAACAAUCAUUGUUGUCGUGGAAAUUCACAGUGUUGUAAUCACUUUACUAUAAUAUGACUUUAUUAUUAUCAAUUUAUAUAUUAUCAAUAUAUUAUUGACAAAGCAACUAAACUCCCCUCAGAUUCGUUUAUUCGUUAGCAAUGGUUUAUCGUUGCUUACAUAGAUAUACAUUAAAUUCUUGUCUGUAUCCUACCUUCCCAACUCCCCAGCCACAACAGUGGCUGUUCCCACGUGUGAAAUGUAUCCGUCCUUUUUUUAGUAUGAAACUCGUAAUUAUUUUUGUUGAUUUAUGGGUUACUUUGGUAACACGGAUAAAAAAAACCAUUGUUAUCAAUUUUUGUAGUGUAACCCCUGUGCUGUGAUGGUAUCUAUUAUGGUAUUAUCAUUUUUAUUAUUAUAUCUAUUAACUUUAUUUAAAAACUUUUUUAUUGCACGGGCAAAGCCGGACGGAGCAACUUGUAAAUAAUAAAACAAAACCCAUACGCCCAAACCUAUCAUUAGUUAUUAUAAUACAUUUAGUAUUUUUGGUCAAAAAAUAAAAAAAUUGAUAAUUAUUUAUAAAAUUAAGGUUUCUUUUGUGUGUUUAAAUGCAGUUGUUUCGAAAUCAUUAUUUUAACUUUUAAUUGUGGUUACAAUUUAAUACGAAUAUAGUAGAUUAUUUCAUUUUACUAACUGUAAGUACUGCUAGCUCAUUAUAGCUCUUGGUAAUAAAUGAUUUUGUAUGUAACUCUUUAUUAUUUGAAGAUUAAAAUGUUUUGUUAAAAAUAAUAUCAUUAUAAUAUGUUUUAAUUGAGUUGCAUACACAACCAAUUUAAACGAAUCAAAUUAUUUACAAUUAAUGAAUUUUAAAUAUAAUUAUUAUACGAUUAGGUUUGGUGCCUGCACUUUUAUAUGCGUUUUGUUUAGAUAUUCAUUAUCGACUCAGACUCCAUUCAAUAAUUGUUUUGUUGUCCGUGUCAGUGUUCAUAUACAAAACUAUUAUUUUCAAUAUACAAUUGUGUAAUAUUUCUCAGCUUAAUGACAAUGGUCAUCAACGCAUCAUCAUUGUUAUAUUGAAAUAAAAAACGAAUGGGCUAGGCAUUAAUUUAUUGUGUUUUUUUUUUUCAAUUAAACCCCAUUCCACUAUUUACAUAGUUCAGCAAGGUCUGACCCCGUGAAUUUUAGAGUACAAAAUAUGCAUAUAAGAAACAGUGUCCUAAGGCUUCAAAAACUAAAGUAAAUUAAUUAACUCUAUAACUCCGUGUAAUCAUAAUUAUCACAUUUUAAAUCUAGAAAGCUGGUGAAGUAACGACAUACAGAAUCGUUAAAUUUUAAUGGGUUGAGGUUCUUCUAUUUGUUGACAUAUAUUAGUACUCGCCACUACCGAAUUCCAAAUUUACUCUGCCGUGGGAUUGUGUAGUAUAACUUCUUAUAGAUGAUAAAGCUAGUAUAUUGACUAAAGUUAAAAUAAAAUUGAUGAUAUACGAUUUAUAUUAAUGGCUUAAAACUUCCUAGCAUCGUGUAAACCGCUCUAUAAUAGCCUGUGUUAAUCCAAAAUUGUAAACCAGAAUAAGCUGCUUGGACAACUACUUAAUAUAGCCUCGUGAAUCUGGUCAUGGUGAUUUUAAAUAUAAUAUAUAGAAGUCGUAUUCGAAAAUCGAUGUUUUAACAAAAUUAUGUACGAAUUAUUUUAUGCAUAAUUAAUGAGUGUUCAAAUUAUAUCUAUACGAGUUUUAGAUUGUUAUAUAAUUCUAUAAUAAAGUUAAACUCUGGAGAGGAGGCUGUCGUUUGAAAUAAUAAUAAUUCAUAUAUACUCGUACAACAGCGGUGAUUCGGCUUUCUCUGACACGUAUGUUAAAAAUAAAAUAAUAUAAAGUAAUAACUUGGUAUUAAAUAUUUGUUGCGUAAUAUUACAUUUUAAAUUGUGUAAUAUGAAAUUUUUAGGUGUAAAAAAAAACAUAUGUAGGUAUAUAUUAAUAAAAAAAUGCGUGAUGUCCACUGUUACUCACUGGUUUACAUGUAUAUUGAAAAAAAAAACUAAUACCUAUACCGCUUAUAGAUAAAUCACUAUUUAAGCGGGAAUUUUUUUUUUUUUAUGAAUAUUAAAAACAACUCGUAGGUUGAAUUUCAAAUCAAUAAAUUAAUACUUACAUACAUUGAACAUUUCAAUAAUGGGGGCACCUAUAAAUAAUAAUUAUAUAAAAGUCAAAAUAUUUUGGAAAUUAUAACACGUCUAGAAAAUGCUAAAAUAGAGUAUUUGGGUGUAUGAGUAUUUCUUACUGAAUUACAAAAAAAAAAAAAAAACAGUGGCGAUGUAACGUGUAACGUAGCGUCAAUAUUGGUGACUUUUCGGUUUUUCCACGCGUUAUUUAAAAAUAAAAGUACAAGGAAGUUUCAGAAAAAUAAUAAUAAUGCAGACUAUAAAUCUAAAAUGCUACGCAUGAAAGCAGUGCCGUGCGGUUUUGGAUUGCAGCCAGUAUAAUAGUGUAUUCUUACAGCCGAAAACUUGUUCGCGAACAGAAAAAAAAAGUACACACCGUAAUGUAAAUUCGAUAAUAUGGUCUUUCAAACGCGCUCCGUUCGGAAUCUCACAACCGUGAUAGUAUUCUAUCCAGGCCCGCCGUGAGAAAUAAUCCGCAUUUCGGCAAAUAUAAUGCCACCCCUUCCGUCAAAAGCAAAAUAUAUAGUACACAAUUUUAAUACAUUAUUAAUAUAUAAUGGAUAUUAAUAGUUGAAUUUGAUUGUUGAAUUUCUGUAGAUUUCAAUAAAAAUGUUAUGAAACUUACUACUUCUUUAUCAAUAUAUUUUUGUUUAGCUUCUCUAAUUUUUUAUAUAUAAACCCCGAAAUUCGUUUCCAUGAUGCCAUGGUUAAUAUAAGAAAAUAUUUUUAAAUAAUGAUCGGUCCUAAAAAUUUGAUUAGUCUAAAAAUGAACAUGAACCCAUGAUAAAUAUGUAAUCUAGUAAAUAUGACAGUGGUGGAUCCAAGAAGAGAGCGCGGGGGGCAUGAGCCUUCCUCAUUUGGUUGAAAAAAUAUUUUCGAUAAAAUAAUUAUGUGAGAGCAUAAGACGCUUUUUAGAUGGUUUUACAAAGAUGUUAAUUAUUAUUUUUCGGUUAUUAAUUAUUAUUUUUUUAUUUUUUUAAUAACCUAAAAAAAAACUGGAAAAUGUACGAAAUAUAUUACUAAAAUAUUACGACAUUAAUUUACACGCAUAACAAUAUAUUUUCCACUUAGUUAGAGAAAAGCAAAGCCAAAUUCGAUUAACGGUCUCUUGAUUUUUAUUGCGGCAUGUGACACCACUGUGUCUGUGUGUUGAAGAGUUGGACUAUGAAAGGCUCGAGUGCGCAAGAGCUGCAAUAUAAAUAAUUAAUUAUAAUAUUAUUAUUUGUUGGUGUAUCAUAAUAACUCGCUGGAAAAUCUCAUAGCUGUUGUUCGAUCAUUGAGUAUCAUUCAUAAUAUACAACCCAUAAGUUUGAACUUUUGAAGGUAAAAUUAAUCGUUGUCGGUCAACGGUCGUAUAAUUUCAAAUUAUUCCGAGUUAAAAUACCAUAGAUAAUAAUCUAAUAUAUAAAACAAAAAUAUUUCUAUGAAAAAAAGACACUUCUGAUUAUUUGAUUCAAAUAAAAUCUAAUUUAAAUAAAAUGUUAAUUUAUUCCUUAGAACCGGUUCCAGUUCCUGGUUUACUAGUCGGAAUUUGAAAGAUUUUUUUCCCGAAGUCUUUUGUGAGGGCCCCGUGGCUAUCGCCCCGGUUGCUCUCCCCUAAAUCCGGCCCUGAUACUGGACUAAAAAUACAUGCGUUUAUUUAUUAUUUAUUUAUAUGUCGCACCAUUCAUCAUUGAUGAAAUUAUCCAGUUCAUGAAAUGGUUAUUUUUUAACCAAAUGGAUAUUAAAAUUUCAUAUCAUGUAAUUUUUUUCAUCAAAUGACCAUCCACUUGGUGAAACAAAAUAUAAUAUAUAUUUAAUUCACAUCAUUCUGUCAUUGGUUUAAUUUAUUUAUAUAAACAGUAAGUUGAAUCGUGACAACGAUUAUUACAUUUUAGUUUAGCUUUUAAAUAUGCGCAACGGUUAUAGAAUUGUAUUUUUUUUUUCACGAACUGCUUAAAUACUCUUGUCCCUUUGAUAAAGCAAAAACUGUUUCACGAAUUGUUAUUUCUUUGUUAUUUUUUACUUGAUCAACAUUAAUAAAAUUUGAUGUGGCCAGUUGCAAGUUUUGUAUUCUGGAAUUUUAGCUUUGCUAUUCUGUAUAAAUAACUUAAUGAAGACAUUUGUUAUUAGAUAUUUAUAAUAAUUAAAGUAUUUAAAUUUUUAAAUCUAACUUGUAACAUUUUUAUCCCUGCUUUCUUUUGUCCUUCGUGGAAUUCUUGACAUUAUUUUUCAAUUUAUUCACCUUUCUUACAUAAAUGGCAAAUUGUGUCUUCUGCAGAAUCGAUAUCAACAACUAUUUACUUUAUUACAAAUUGAGCAGGUAGUUUUUUAAUUAAAUCUAAUGGCAAAUUUUGAAGAAGCCAUACCAAUUUUUGGUUCAUUUCCAAAAAGAGCUGUAAUUGAUGUUAUUGUAGAUAAAAAAAAUUAUAUGAAUCGUAUAAGAACUCAACAUGAACCAUUAAAUGGAUGGUUUGAAUCUGGAAAUUUCUGGCCACAUCAAAUUUUAUUAAUAUUGAUCAAGUAAAAAAUAACAAAGAAAUAACACUUCGUGAAACAGUUGCUGCUUUAUCGGGGAAACAAGGGUAUUUGAGCUGUCUGUGUAAAAAAAUAAAGUUAUUCUAACCGUUGCGCGUGUUUAAAUAAAUAAAUAAAACCAAUGACAGUAUAAUAUGAAUUAAAGUAGUAUUCGAUUAUUGCACCAUUGCAUCUGCAGUGAAUAACCAAUUCAAUAUGUUCCCAAGUGCUACGGUGGUACAUCAUAAUCGAAUACACGUUAUAAUAUCGUACAGAGACGAAUAUUGUCUUCGGGGUUGUCGUGUCCUUUCGGCUGAGAAUUCGGUUUUCGUCAUGGUGAAAAUAAUGUUAUACACGUAUAUAAUAAUAUGUUCGCGGUGGUUACAUUUGACUGCCAUCUGUAGCUCAGUUGUCCUCGCUAUGCGUUUUACGGUUAUUCGAGCGCAGCGCUCAUCGUUAUUGGUAUCGCCGAAAACAAUACGAAUCGCGCGUCCCUAUAACAAUAAUUAUUAUUAAAAUAUUCGACAAUCAAUAAUUAAAGUUUUAAAUUAAUCGCCAUAGUGAUUAAUUAGAACGGACUUCAGUACCCGUAUACACGAUAAUUUAUCGUAAUCAUUAUAAUACUCGUAAAAUGUUCGCGAUAUUGCGAUUAUAGAAGCACGUAUUACUAUUUAAAUUAUUCUAUUCAUAAGCUAUUACAAUGAAAAUUAUUAUUACCUGUGAAAAUGCAGUAUUAAUAAUUUUGUGUUUUAAUUAAAAGUACCGAAUUAAUAUUGUACUUAGGCAUACUAUAUUAUGAUUUUGACUUAGUAAUUUAGUUAAAUACAUUUGACAAUAAUUAUAUUAUUUAGGUAUUAAUUUAUUUAUCGAUCGCUACAUUAUUGUUACAGCCAUCAGUUUUAUUUACACGCCAAGUUGGAAUUAUGCGAAGGGCGUCUAAGACCGACAGACAAUCAGACCGUAUGCAAAACUAUUGCACUGUUGGCACAGGCCGAAUUCGGCGAUUGCGACGAUCUGGUUGCGCUAGUGCAGUUCUACGCUUAUUGGUGCGAACAUUUGGACGUGUCCGUGGACGACGAAGAAUCUAUCGACCGGAUCCAAAAGCUCUAUUCCGAAAUGAGAGUACGUACUCAUGUUAAAUAUUCCCUCACCUUUUUCCCAUUUUAUUUUUUUGUCUUAUUUAUACGAUUGUACAAAUUCGUUUUGUUUUAUACACAUGUAAUUUUCUAAGCGGGCGCGUUUAUUGUUCAUACAGGGCAUGAAACAAACGACCGCCGAAUACUGGUUAAUCAAAGAAGUGUCCGGGCUACACAAUUUCGGCGAAGAAGUGUUUGAAGGCCGGACGGCCAGCGGUUCUUCAGUAUUAGUGGGAGUCGGUCCACACGGCAUUAGUUUGAAUUUUUCGGAUCAGGAACAACAAAUGUAAGUACCCAAUUGAAAUGUCGAGUACGCAGGAAAUUUAAAUCACCUUGAUUGGUUUCUUGUUGUGCCACUACGAUACUAAUUAUUGUGUACCGCGGGGACGAACGCAGUUACUUCCCUCUCCCUUCUCCUUAAAAAAAAAAAAUAAAUGUGACAUUUUUCAAAACAAUUUCCUUGCGGUCGCCCCUGUAUGAAGGGUACAAGCGCCACAACGGUAUACUUAAAGUAUACAUUUUUCUUAUUGAUAUGAUGGGAUAUUUUCAGGAUUCCUUAUACGGCGAUCCGAAGCGCUGCUAGCCAUCGUCGAGUGUUCGAAAUGUGGUAUUUAGCGGGUGUCGAGCAUACCGAAACGUUAAUCGUUUUGAAACUAGAGUCUAGUCUGGGUGCAAACACCCUUUACAGGGCACUGACGGAAAAACACGCAUUUUACAGCUGUGAAACGGUCCGAGGUGCAGUCACGUCGCAAUAUAUCCGGGACCUCAAGGUAUACAUAAAUAUAAUAUUGCAAAUAUUAAAAGUAUCUUCAAGCUCUUUAUUUUUAUUCUGUCGGUACACCACUAUAGUUUUCGAUUAUUAUGGACGAAUCGGUCCGAUCAAAAACUUAACAAAAGUUUAAAACAAACUGAAAAAUAAAUUACUCACAGUUGUUUUCUAUCAAAUCCAUUUUGUUUUAUUGUUGUUGUAAUUAAGUCAGAAAUAUACAUAGACAUUUGAACAUUUAACAACGAAAAUUAAAAUUAAAAUUUUCUUAACUACUUAUCAUUUUCUAAUUAUUUUGACUCCUUUUUGAAAGUAGAACAUUUAGAUUUAUGUGGAUAACAUUUUUUUUGUCUUUGUAUUUAAACCCUCGAAAAUUUGAUACGAUGUUCGAAUGUAAACUAGCAACAAUACCAUUCAUCUCAUCGUCAAUUACAUUGAAUAACUUUUUUUGUUAUCUACUCGUUAACCUGUAUAGUUACUAAAAGGUCGAAGAUCCCAUGUUAUCUUAAAAAAAAAUAUAGUUAUUAAAUGUCAACAACUUUGACAACUGCAAUAUUUUCGAUAAUUUGCGUUACACAUCACCGACACUUUUGAAUAAUAAUACGGACUGUUAUUACUCAUAUACACGUGUAUUAUAAAAAAAAAAAAAAACAAUACUUACAAAGAUAAUUUCACACUCCAAUCAUACAAUAGAAUUUGACCUAUGUUAAUUUCUUCUCAUCGCUAUGAAUUAUUUAAUAAUAUAGGGAAAAAAAAUUGAAAUAAUAAUACAAAUUGUGUUAAUAGCUCAACACUUUUACUACAGUUAUUCAUGUGAAUAAUUGUUUUUUGAGAUUCUCAAUAUAGAGCAAAUAUAUCUUGAUAAUACUAAUAAGAUGUUGGUAAAAAUACACCAUAAUUUUCAUACUCUACACCUUAAAUUGUAUGAUAUUGAUGUGGAUUUUCUGACUAGCAAAACUUAUAUUGUAUUUGAAACAUAUAUUUUUACUUCCAUGUAUCAACCAAAACCUUGUUUUUUCUCUUUUUCCAGGGUACAAUCAUAUCCAUAUUUAACGAAGACUCACCACUCGGGAAGAAAUACGUGUUCGACAUUCAGAGGACUUGUCGUGAAGUUCACGAUAACGCCCGCCGCGCGCUCUAUGAGAAACAAAACAAAGUCACGCCGCCGACCAACUGUUGUUGUGUUGUGGUCCAUGGUCCGUCAUCGCCCGAACACACCGAAUCUAAUACUUCGUCUUCUCGGGACAGCUAUAAACUGGCAAAGCUCAUCGACGCCCUCACGUGCCGGAUUUGCAUGGAUGCCACAAUCGAUCACGUGUUUUUUCCUUGUGGGCACGUCAUUGCUUGUGGUACGUGUGCCACCCGAUGCGAGACCUGUCCACUAUGCCGGGGUGCUAUCGAUGAAUCCAGGCACGUAUUCAUACCUACUUUGGCCGAUUUGCCGGAUCUUCAUCGCUAA
Messenger RNA from Cinara cedri, 23318 nucleotides. Lineage: Eukaryota; Metazoa; Arthropoda; Insecta; Hemiptera; Aphididae. The record is from the annotation of a GenBank genome assembly.